GAGCGCCCGGCGGCUCCGGGCGGUGGACGAAGAAGGCGGCCCCGGCCCCUGCCCGUCCCGUGCGCCCACGGCCCCGCGGCCCCAAGCGCCCCCGGCCCCGGCCCCGUCCGCCGCCGCCAUGGCCCGGCCGCUGGUGCCCAGCUCACAGAAGGCCCUGCUUCUGGAGCUCAAGGGGCUGCAGGAGGAGCCGGUGGAGGGCUUCCGGGUGACCCUGGUGGACGAGGGCGACCUGUACAACUGGGAGGUGGCCAUCUUCGGGCCCCCCAACACCUACUACGAGGGCGGCUACUUCAAGGCGCGCCUCAAGUUCCCCAUUGACUACCCCUAUUCUCCGCCGGCCUUUCGCUUCCUGACCAAGAUGUGGCACCCCAACAUCUACGAGACUGGCGACGUGUGCAUCUCCAUCCUCCACCCCCCCGUCGAUGACCCCCAGAGCGGGGAGCUGCCCUCGGAGCGGUGGAACCCCACGCAGAACGUCAGGACCAUCCUCCUGAGCGUCAUCUCCCUCCUCAACGAGCCCAACACCUUCUCACCGGCUAACGUGGACGCUUCCGUGAUGUACAGGAAGUGGAAAGAAAGCAAAGGCAAGGACCGCGAGUACACGGACAUCAUCCGGAAGCAGGUCCUGGGGACCAAGGUGGACGCGGAGCGGGACGGCGUGAAGGUGCCCACCACGCUGGCCGAGUACUGCGUGAAGACCAAGGCCCCAGCGCCUGACGAGGGCUCGGACCUCUUCUACGACGACUACUACGAGGAUGCCGAGGCCGAGGCCGAGGCCGACAGCUGCUUCGGGGACGAGGACGACUCGGGCACCGAGGAGUCCUGACCCCGCGUUUCCGCAAAUAAACUGGCAGAUUUUA
Lagenorhynchus albirostris (white-beaked dolphin) is the source of this 860-nucleotide messenger RNA. RefSeq names its product cell division cycle 34, ubiqiutin conjugating enzyme (gene CDC34). Gene Ontology annotation, biological process: protein polyubiquitination; ubiquitin-dependent protein catabolic process. Bases 119 to 826 code for a protein of 235 amino acids. NCBI's taxonomy places the organism in Eukaryota, Metazoa, Chordata, Mammalia, Artiodactyla, Delphinidae. The record is from RefSeq and is a predicted model, not a curated record. Gene Ontology annotation, molecular function: ubiquitin conjugating enzyme activity. The transcript has 5 exons.